Suncus etruscus (white-toothed pygmy shrew) is the source of this 855-nucleotide messenger RNA. RefSeq names its product proteinase 3 (gene PRTN3). Gene Ontology annotation, biological process: proteolysis. Lineage: Eukaryota; Metazoa; Chordata; Mammalia; Eulipotyphla; Soricidae. The record is from RefSeq and is a predicted model, not a curated record. Gene Ontology annotation, molecular function: serine-type endopeptidase activity.
AUGGGGGGAGCAGGGACUCAGGAACCCACAUCAAACCAUGACCCCAACCUCAUUCCCCUCCUGCUGGCCAUGCUACUGGCUGGUUCAGGCCAAGCGGCGGAGAUCGUGGGCAGGCGCGAUGCCCAGCCACACGGCCCCUUCAUGGCCUCGCUGCAGCUGGGCAAGCUUCGCGGCAACCACUUCUGCGGAGGCACCUUGAUCCACCCGCGCUUUGUGCUCACCGCCGCCCACUGCCUGCAGAAUAUGACUUUGAGCGAUGUGAGUGUGGUGCUCGGGGUCCACAACCUGUAGGAAAACAAGCCAUCCCAGCAGAGACUGGGGAUCACGCGACUCCUUGAAAACAACUACGACCCGACAUUGAAGCUCAACGACGUGGUCCUGCUGCAGCUGGAUCGCAGAGCCAGUCUCAAGGCCCAAGUAGAAUUGACCCAGCUCCCCGACACAAAUUACCUCAUGCCUCAUGGUACCCAGUGCCUGGCGAUGGGCUGGGGCCAACUGGGCAUGAGAAAGCCACUGCCACAAGUCCUCCAAGAGCUCAAUGUCACCGUGGUCACCUUCCUGUGCCGGGAACACAACGUGUGCAUUCGUGCUGCUGGCAUCUGCUUUGGAGACUCCGGGGGUCUCUUGAUCUGCAACGGCGUCCUCCAGGCUGUGGACUCCUUCGUCAUCCGAGAGUAUGCUAGACGCCAGUACCCCAACUUCUUCGCCUGUGUAUCUCUCUACGUGGACAGAAUUCGCUCAGUACUGAACAGUGUGGAGUCUGAGGACAGUCAGGAGUCCCCAAGUAGUCUCCCCUACCCACUGCCCCGGCUCCCCGAGACCCCACCAAGCCCAGAUGAGGGGAACAAAAAUUGA